This is a messenger RNA of Anopheles maculipalpis, 1221 nucleotides long. It is a transcript of the gene rswl, whose product is annotated as mitochondrial ribonuclease P protein 1 homolog. Bases 1 to 1221 code for a protein of 406 amino acids. The transcript has 3 exons. Gene Ontology annotation, biological process: positive regulation of mitochondrial translation; mitochondrial tRNA 5'-end processing. NCBI's taxonomy places the organism in Eukaryota, Metazoa, Arthropoda, Insecta, Diptera, Culicidae. The record is from RefSeq and is a predicted model, not a curated record. Gene Ontology annotation, molecular function: tRNA binding. Gene Ontology annotation, cellular component: nucleus; mitochondrion; nucleoplasm.
AUGUUACGUACUUUACUGCUAACAACAAGAAUAGUUGGAAAAUCAAGCUUUCCCGCUACUUCUUCGCCAAUUUUUGUUAGACAUCUUUGCCCCUCGAGUGCAUUAUGGAAACGGUACGCAAAUUUACCACACAGUCAGGAGCUACCGGAACAAAAAAGUAAUCGAAAUGAAGUGAACAAACGUAGCAUCCCCAUCACCGCCACACCAGGGACGGUCGAUGUGGAAAAGCGUAGAAAAGUGCUUGAGCUUGAAAUAGAGGUGAUGCGCCAAGAGGGUAGAAAGGUACCGUCGGUUUCGACCAUCAAACCAGACCAAUGGGAACAUCUCUUGGGUUUAACGUCCCGAAACCAGCGGCGCCAUUACUAUCUCUACCUUUGGAACAUUGAGAUGGUUCGUUUGGGGAAGCAGCUAAAGAAAGAACGCAAGCAGGAAGAGGUGGCCAAACGGCGCGAGGAACUGUUGAAGGCGAACGCGGAAAACGAUCAUAUCGUUUACGGUCUCUUUCACAACACCAUGUUCCUGCGGAUAUACGAUUCGACGAUGGAUCACUUUCACAAUAACCGACUCGUUCAGGCGAUACGGUUCGGUGUCAAUCUCGUGAUCGACUGCUCGUACGAUGAUUACAUGAACGAUAAGGAAAUGCGUAAUACGGCCAAACAGCUGAUGCUGUGCUUUGCCUUGAACCGAUCCCACCAGGAACCAUUCAACAUACACCAUUGCAAUGCAAACUUUAACAAAACAACGAUGAAACAGCUCGAAAAACAUCUGGUACAAUUACACCAGCCCGAAUUCCCGUUCAACGUUACCGAACGUAGCUACGAGGAGCUUUUCCCCAAGGAACGACUCGUCUAUCUGACGCCCCACUGCAAGACCGAUCUUACCGAAUUUAAUCCGGACGAUGUGUACAUUAUCGGUGCGAUGGUAGACAAAUCGUCCCAGGAACCCGUUUCGCUCGGGAAAGCGAAGAAGCAAGGCCUACGGAUGGCACGCCUGCCGCUCGAUGACUAUUUUCAAUUUAAAAGUGGCAAAUCACUUACGAUCGAUCAGAUGGUCGCGAUCAUGCUGGAGCUAAAGACGAGUAACGAUUUCGGAAAAGCGUUCCAGCACGUACCACGGCGAAAGAUAACAACGUUGGAUGAGGCAGCAAUCAAAGAACAGGAAAUGCGCCAUGCUGCCAAGUUCAAGUUUAACUUUAAGCGGAACAGUAAAAAACCACGAUAA